AAUCAAAUAAAAAUUACAGCAAAACUUCAUAAAAACAAAAUAGAUUACAUAAAGUUCACAACCACUACCGACAUGGUAGAUCGAUAGAGAAUAAUAAAAAAAUUCAUCAAAAAUUCCCAAAAAAUAUAUAAAAAAAAUCCUCUGUAAAACCACCGACCCAAACCCAAAAUCUUCAUCAUCUUCUUCACUCUCACUCUCACUUUACACUCAAAUACACCUUUUCUCUGAUCAAUUGCAAAAACCCAGAUUCUGAAUUUCGGGUUCGGAUCAUCCAUUGAAUAGGGUAUAUUGAGAUCUCUGAAGAAGUGCAACAAUGGCGGUUGCUGGGAGAGGAGGAAGAGGUGGGUCCGGGUCGGGUUUGAUGGGUAUACGAAGCAUAAUGUCAUACCCGAUCUUCGUUUCCGUCAUUUUCUCUCUCCUCUUCCUUGCUGCUCUUAAGCUUCUCUUCACUUCUCCUUCUUAUCCAUCUUCUUCAGAUCCUGAAUUGCCAACAACUGGGAAUGCAUAUAUUCAUAGGUCAUUUCUAGCUUUGAAGUCAGAUCCUCUGAAAACCAGGCUGGACUUGAUUCAUAAACAAGCCCAUGAUCAUGUCAUGCUUGUUAAUGCCUAUGCUGCCUAUGCACGAAAGCUGAAACUUGAUAAUUCUCGGCAGCUUAAGCUGUACGACGAGCUGGCCCAGAAUUUUACGGACAUGAUAUCUAAACCUGCUUAUCGUGCUGCUUUGUUUGAGACUGAAGGCACUGUGGAUGAGGACGUCUUAAGGCAAUUUGAGAAGGAAGUGAAGGAUAAAGUAAAGGUCGCAAGGCUGAUGAUUGCUGAAGCUAAAGAGUCAUAUGACAAUCAGUUGAAGAUUCAGAAAUUAAAGGACACCAUAUUUGCAGUUCAUGAGCAGUUUCUUAAAGCGAAAAAGAAUGGUGCAAUUGCAAGCUACAUUGCUGCAAAAUCUGUGCCUAAAAGUCUUCAUUGUCUAGCUAUGAGGCUUGUUGGAGAGAGAAUCGCCCAUCCAGAGAAGUAUAAGGAUGAAGAGCCGAAACCUGAAUUUGAGGACCCAACCUUGUAUCAUUAUGCGAUAUUCUCAGAGAAUGUCAUUGCUGUAUCAGUUGUUGUGAAUUCUGUGGUGAAGAAUGCAAAAGAGCCAUGGAAGCAUGUUUUCCAUGUGGUGACAGAUAGGAAGAUUGUUGCAGCAAUGAAGGUUUGGUUCAAGAUGAGACCUGCCACAGGGGGAGCCCACGUUGAAGUGAAAGCUGUGGAAGACUUCCAGUUUCUAAAUCCAUCAUAUGUGCCAGUUCUUAGACAACUUGAAUCAGCAAAGUCACAAACUCGUGACUCUGAAAAUCAGGCAGAGAAUGCUACUAAAGAUACCAAGUACUUGUCGAUGCUGAGUCAUCUCCGAUUUUACUUGCCUGAGAUGUAUCCUGAUCUGCACCGUAUCGUGCUUUUGGAUGAUGAUGUUGUGGUUCAGAAAGAUUUGACUGAUUUAUGGAACAUUGACCUAGAUGGUAAGGUGAAUGGGGCUGUUGAGACAUGCUUUGGGUCCUUCCAUAGGUACUCACAGUACUUGAACUUCUCUCAUCCUUUAAUUAGGGAGAACUUUAAUCCCAAAGCUUGUGCAUGGGCUUAUGGGAUGAACAUAUUUGAUUUGGAUGCUUGGAGGCGUGAGAAAUGCACAGAGCAGUACCAUUACUGGCAGAACUUGAAUGAAGACCAUACCUUGUGGCAGCUAGGAACGCUUCCAGCUGGCCUGGCCACUUUCUACUUGAAAACAAAGACAUUGGACAAAUCUUGGCACGUCCUUGGGCUUGGUUAUAAUCCAAGUGUGAGCAUGGAUGAGAUUACUAAUGCAGCAGUCAUUCAUUUUAGCGGGAGCAUGAAGCCUUGGCUUGAUAUUGCAAUGAAUCAAUACAAGGAGUUAUGGAGCAAGUAUGUGGAUAAUGACAUGGAGUUUGUGCAGAUGUGCAAUUUUGGCCUGUAGAUGUUUACAAUCCUUCUCUUUCAGAAAUAAGGUAACUGGAAAGUGUUAUAUAGUCAAAGAUUCAUCUGAGUUACUCGUACAUGUCAGUUCUGCUUGCAAGCCCCUCCGAUAAGUUUAGUUAUGCUAACUCCAUUCUUUUUUUCACUCCAUAUUGGUCUUAUAUUUUAUUUUCUUGAUCCCAUUCCAUCUUCCUUCAGCCACGAAGGUGCUACUGUUGGAUGUACUAAAACACCCAGCUUGGGUGGUUUAUAUACAGAUUUACAGAAUGUAUUUUUUAGAGACACUUUAUGUGACUGGAUUUAUCAAUAUGUAGACAACAUUUUUGAUAAUUGAUCAAGAUUACACGCUGUUAGCUCUACUUAGUUUGUAUGUAUGGUUGACUUGAUGUAUUGAAGGUGGUUUACAAUGGUAUUAUUUUGGUUGCA
Messenger RNA from Chenopodium quinoa (quinoa), 2397 nucleotides. RefSeq names its product probable galacturonosyltransferase 9. The record is from RefSeq and is a predicted model, not a curated record. Gene Ontology annotation, molecular function: polygalacturonate 4-alpha-galacturonosyltransferase activity. The transcript has 3 exons. NCBI's taxonomy places the organism in Eukaryota, Viridiplantae, Streptophyta, Magnoliopsida, Caryophyllales, Amaranthaceae. The coding region runs from base 314 to 1972 and encodes 552 amino acids.